This is a messenger RNA of Eutrema salsugineum, 1334 nucleotides long. Its product is annotated as phytolongin Phyl2.1. The coding region runs from base 206 to 1000 and encodes 264 amino acids. The transcript has a single exon. NCBI's taxonomy places the organism in Eukaryota, Viridiplantae, Streptophyta, Magnoliopsida, Brassicales, Brassicaceae. The record is from RefSeq and is a predicted model, not a curated record. Gene Ontology annotation, cellular component: membrane.
UUUCAUUGUUGGUUUUGCCAAUAAUGGAGCUCCUCCACCAUUUUUGUCUGUUCCCUGGAAAAUCUCGAAAACUAGAAGAUGGAUCUCUAAAGAGAGAGAGAUAGAAUCACUGAAAAAUCUCUUCUCCUUUUGAUUUGAGAUCGAAUCACUGUUGGAUUUAGGGAUUUUUCCGAUUCGUUUUUUUUUUUUUUGGGAUCGGUAAGAAAUGAUAUCGAAUCCACGUCUCUUGUUCUACUCCUGCAUUGCAAAAGGAACAGUGAUUCUCGCCGAGUUCGCUUCGAAAGAAGAACCUGGAAUCGAAGCUCUAGCUUUGAGAUGCAUCGAAAACGUACCUCCUCAUCAUUCGAUGGUUUCUCAUACAGUCCAAAAGAGGACUUACGCUUUUGUAAUCGAUGGUUUGUUAUCGUAUUUCGCCAUUUUAGACGAGGUCGUAACGAAAUCAGAGUCUCUCUGGCUCUUCAGUCGAUUGAAAUCAGCCACGGACGAUCUAAUUGCAGACGGAUCUGCGUCGGCCUCGUUGGAUAAUCCCACCAGACACUGUCUCCAAUCAAAGCUCGAUCCAGUCUUCGCUGAGAUCACUGGUGGUAACAAGGAUUUGGAAGUGGAGUUAGAUUUGGUUGGAUCUCCGAGGAGUUUAGCGAGGGAGGUGAAAAAUCGUGGUUUGGAUUCGUCGAAAGGACGCAAAGGCUGUGCCUUGAAGCCGCUCCUGGGAAAUCCAUUGAGGGUGUUGAAGAAUAAGAAGAGAUCGCAGACAGAGGCCAAAAGUGAAGGCAUUGUCAAUGAUUGGGCUGAGAAGAAGAUGGAUUUGGGAGGAGGAGGAGGAAGUGUAUUAAGCAAGGGAUUAAGAAACGGGUUGGUUCAUGAUCAUCAUAGACAAAAGGCAAAGCAGAUAUGGAGGAAACAUGUGUGGGUUGUUUUGAUGUUCGAUGUCUGCAUCUGUGUUGCUCUGUUUGGGAUCUGGCUUUGGGUUUGUCAAGGUUUUCAAUGCAUCGAUGGGUAAAUAUCUGUCACUUUACAAUGACCAACCAUAUCAAACACUGAGCUUUGGGGGAAGUAAUGGUUUGCAUAUUUGUCAUUUGGGUUUAGGGUUUGUGUGUUGAAUCUGAUUUCCUUUUUUCCAAAAUCCGACGUGUUGUUUCCAGGGUUAAAGGCUUGGUUUUACACGAUCGUGAUGAUGUUCAUUGUGUUUUGGAAGUUUUUUUUCUUUUUUUUUUCCAUGAUGCAAAAGCAAAAGUGUUUUGUAAAUCUCCUUUGUUGUAAUACUAUCUCUCGUUUUCUUGGAUGACAAUUUACUUGAUCUCUGUUGUGUAAUUUGACAAAAGAUGAAUGCAGCA